CCAUGAUACGCCACUCUCAGAUACUUAAACGCGUUAUUUCUUCUUCUCUGCUCUUAACUCGAUCACAAUGUGCGAUACCAACAUCAACAUCUUUUCACCGUCCUCAUAAGCUCCACUCUGGUUUCCCUACACGGUCGAGCUCCACAAUGGCUAGUGACCGCAUCGAGUACAAUUGGAUCGAGGACGUGGAAACCCUUGAGUUUUAUCAGCCUGGGGGCUAUCACCCGGUUAUGAUAGGUGAUACACUGCACAACCGAUACCUCGUUGUAGAUAAGCUAGGUUCUGGGGGCUACUCGACCGUCUGGCUUGCACAUGAUACUUCUCUCAAGCAUUAUGUCACGCUAAAAGUCAACAUCGCGGACGCGCUUCCAAACGAGGCAAAGGUACUCAAGGCUCUUUCUACCUCCCUUUUAUCCUCUUCGCCCGUACACCUUGGACGCGACUUGGUCCCGGCCAUACUGGAUGAAUUCGAGGUGCAGGACCUCAGAGAAAUAUCCUUCAGCCGGCUUUUUCCCAUUGACGUUGCUCGAGCGUUAUGUUAUGGACUUGUGCAGGCUGUUGCAUACACACAUUCGCAAGGCCAUGUACACGGAGAUAUUCACCUGGGAAACAUUAUGAUCAAGCUCUCGUCCAGAUUUAACGACCUGUCCGUCAAAGAAUGUUACGGGAAAUAUGGCGAGCCUGAGACAGUCCCUAUUACGCGAUGUGAUGGAAAGCCUCUCACUCCCAAUGUCCCAACUCACGCGGUUCUGCCUCUAUUCCUAGGGAAAUAUGCUGAAACGUUUACUUUGGCAGACGUGCGUCUACUUCUCGGCGACUUUGGUGAAGCCUUUGCCCCAAACUCGGAAGUUCGACUUGGGGAAGACUGCCAUGCGCCUCCGGCCUUUCGAGCUCCAGAAACCUACCUGGAAUCCAAAACCCCGCUCACGUACUCCUCAGACAUUUGGAGCCUGGCUACCGCGAUCUGGGAGAUCGUUGGAAUGAAACCCAUCUUCAGUAACGAGUUCAUACCCCAUGCCCAAAUUGUGGCCCAACAUGUUGAUGUCCUAGGACAAAUGCCUGGGGAAUGCAAAUACUUCGACGAAGACGGGGGCCCGACGGAUUCCUACCGGGCCAAAAAAUGGCCUCCGCUUGAGGAGUCAUUCGAAAUUGAUAUACAGAAGUGGAGGCGUAAAUGGAGAGGCGAGAUUAAGAAGGAUGAGAAAAAGGCGUUUUUGGAUUUGAUUCGCAGGAUGUUGAUGUUUCGUCCGGAAGACCGACUAACGGCUGAAGAUGUGCUUCAGUCGGAGUGGAGGGUAAAGUGGGCGUUUCCGGAAUAUAAACGGAGCUUGGAUACGUCGGUUUGAU
Molecule: messenger RNA, 1347 nt
Organism: Aspergillus sclerotioniger CBS 115572
Lineage: Eukaryota; Fungi; Ascomycota; Eurotiomycetes; Eurotiales; Aspergillaceae
Product: kinase-like protein
Exons: 4
Biological process (GO): spliceosomal complex assembly; protein phosphorylation; regulation of mRNA processing
Molecular function (GO): protein kinase activity; ATP binding
Source: RefSeq, a predicted model, not a curated record